CUUUCUACUCAAAAACACAUUUUGCAACUCAAUUACAAUGGUUUAUCCAUCUCCUUUGAAGGCCAGCAUCAGAAAAAUAGCAGACAACGUUGUCAUUGCUUCAUGCCCUUUUUCAAUUUUCGAGUCCGUUCACGUUGGAGCCAGAAUGGCUCUUAUCAAACAUGGAAAGGACAUUACAAUCUGGUCUCCUUUGAAAUACAGCGAAGCCGUUUUCCAGCAAGCCCUUCAAUUACUUGCCGGCGAUGAGAAGGUCAACAUAACCAACAUCGUAGUUGUAAACGUUAAGCAUUGUAUGGCUGCUGGCGAAUACAAGAAAGUAUUCCCCGAUGCAAAGAUCAUCGCAUCCCAGGCUACCAAGUUGGCUGAAGGUGUCGAAGUUGAUGUCAAAGUCACCUACAAGUGGGGUGCUGGAAAGUUGCUCGGAAAGCAAGAAUUAACCGAGAUUGGUAUCACUAGCUCUUCUUUUACAGAUAACUUUCAAUUAGUUUACAUGGACAAGCACAAGAACAGAGAGUUGAUCUUACACGAUACCACCUCUAAGACUUUGUUCGUGGGUGACACCUUGUUCAACUUGGGAAUCCCAGGUACAACAACGGGAGAAGUAAAGUUGGAGCAAUUCUCGGAAGAAGCUGGUGUUCCCGGCAAGUUCUUUCCUCAUUCAGGUUGGUCCUUCUUAACUCGUUACUUACAACCUGAAAGCAGAGUUGGUAAAUAUAUCAUGAAGGAUCUUGUCCAAAUCAAGACAGAAGAAUCCAAGUUGGCACUUAAGACCAUUGGUGACCUUGAUUUCGACAGAAUUGUUAUGUGCCACGGCAAUGUCAUUGAUAAAGAUGGGAAGGCCGUCUUUAAUAAGCUUUUUAAUAGCAGCUUAUAA
Scheffersomyces stipitis CBS 6054 is the source of this 874-nucleotide messenger RNA. RefSeq lists its product as uncharacterized. The record is from RefSeq and is a predicted model, not a curated record. The coding region runs from base 38 to 874 and encodes 278 amino acids. NCBI's taxonomy places the organism in Eukaryota, Fungi, Ascomycota, Pichiomycetes, Serinales, Debaryomycetaceae. The transcript has a single exon.